Micropterus dolomieu (smallmouth bass) is the source of this 952-nucleotide messenger RNA. RefSeq lists its product as uncharacterized. The transcript is spliced from 3 exons. The coding region runs from base 15 to 815 and encodes 266 amino acids. NCBI's taxonomy places the organism in Eukaryota, Metazoa, Chordata, Actinopteri, Centrarchiformes, Centrarchidae. The record is from RefSeq and is a predicted model, not a curated record.
CUGUCCUGUACUGGAUGGCUGUAACGCUGGGUUUGUUCCUGUCUGCUGGAAACAGUUUGGCUGAUGUGGACCAGAACAAACUUGCAGAAUUUGUAACAGAGAUACUGAAAAGGUAUAGACCGAUCUACACAGGCAGCAACGGUCAAAGAAGAGAACCCAUGUUCAGUCUGGCUGUAAGCAUCCCAUACAACAGUGACAGGAAAAUGUAUGACAUCAGUCAAGUGACUGACACUGGUGAACAAGUCUGGCAAAGUAUUUUGAAGAAAUGUGAAGUGUACACCAGUAAGAGGAUGGUCGCAGCUACAGUUCUGAGAUGGCCCAAUGUUGUGGAUCAGUGUCCUGAGGGACGUGUGCAAUGGUCUGAUCUUCCAACAAAAUGUGGUCAAACGUGGGCUGAUGUUAAAAAAAAUUGUCCUACAGAAAUUGAAGAUGGCAGAGCUGAUCAUGCAGAGUACCGUACUCUACAAAACUUUGACACCCUGGCUAGGGAUCACGGCGAAAAUGAUUUGUUGCUUUUCUACGUUCUUGCUUCCCCGUGUGAUCAAAUGUGUACAAAUGCAUCUAGUCCCUAUAACAUUCUCAACAGCAUCAAAAUGAUUCAGAAGUGGAAGAACUAUGCUGUUGUGUUUUCCAAUGUAUUCAAGCCCCGUGAUGGUGACCCCAUACCUGACGAGGACCUACGUGGGGCUGUUGAGCGGCUUGGGCAGUCAGUUGGUCUGAGAAAUAUAUUCCGUUGCAAAGGACGUGUGAUGCAGUGCACAAGCUGCUCUAGUGGUACACAAGUUACACGCUUUUGUUAUUCAGACAAACCAUAACCUGAUCCCAGCCACAACUUGCCACUUGCAACUCUAUGUGAUACACAUCAUGAUCAGUGUGGGGGUGUUUAAAAAGAUAAUUUUCAUUUUGUUUCAAAUGUUUUAACUAAAUGUAUUUACAGCACUCAUGUAAUUGU